This is a messenger RNA of Ochlerotatus camptorhynchus, 1739 nucleotides long. It is a transcript of the gene pall, whose product is annotated as pallbearer. Gene Ontology annotation, molecular function: protein binding. The record is from RefSeq and is a predicted model, not a curated record. The transcript has 2 exons. Bases 118 to 1287 code for a protein of 389 amino acids. Gene Ontology annotation, biological process: protein polyubiquitination. Lineage: Eukaryota; Metazoa; Arthropoda; Insecta; Diptera; Culicidae.
UCUCCUCUUGGCUGGUCGUACGUUUUGUAUCCACAGCCAAGGAAAAAGUUUGAACUAUUUUUCGCAUUUUUUGGAGCCAAAACCAUCCGGAAAACAUCCUGUAAGCGGACCACCGUAAUGUUCACCAGCGAAGAAAUCCCGCGGGGGAUAAAUUUCCUUGACCUUCCGGACUGUAUGAUCGAGCAGUUCUUCGAGUUCCUCAGCUACGACGAAAUUGCCAAAAAGCGAAUUAUUUGCAAAAAGAUCGACCGCGUUUGCCAAUCGUUGCUGAAUCGAGGUUUCAUGAAGAUGAUCAAAAGGCACAAUGCCAACCUGAAGGCCAUCAAGUCGCAGCUGCCGAGACGGGAGUCGGAGCGAAGGAAUCACCCGCUAGCGAAACAUUCGGACAUACUGACCUGUAUCGAGACGAGGAUUUCAAUGUUAUCGAUGACAUAUUCCAAGUACAUUGAUAAGGAUCUGUGCUGCUUCAUUCCGGGGAAGGUGAUAGACGAGGUGUUCAACAUACUGAAGUUGAUCGAGAGCACUUCGAAGCCGUUGAGAGCUCACGAGGUUUUGCAGGAACUGAGGGACAUUUCUUCGAUGGCGAUCGAACAUUUCGACGAGAAUAUUGCUCACAGACUGAAGCGAAUCAUGGGAGUGCACCACCCGAGUGGAAGCCACCUCCCGUUUCCCACUCCCGGAUUCAUCCAGAACGAGGUUGUACUGCCCUGUGAUGUAAACGGGGAAAAAUUGAUUCUCCCCACAUUGACUCCAAUUUCACCGCAUAAAGCUUCCCCGCAGCAGCUAUACUGUCACCAAAGCUCAUCGGCUUGCAGUGCAAGUCGAAUCAACAAUGCUUCGAUUGCCCGGAUUACCAACAAAUCCCGCAAGAUGAGGCUCACCAUCAACAAGCUGGUUGGGGCCAUGCAAAGCUCGAAGACUCUGAUGAAGCAAAUGCGUACGCAAAUCAUGCGCAACUGCGUCGAAAUCAAAGAUCUUCGCCGUCGUCUCGAGGAGUCGGAAACCAAAAACCGCGAACUGAUUGCCAACAUAAAUCAGCUCGCCUUCGGGGUGCCCUCGAGUUCGGAGCUGGCUUCCGGACCGUCGGCAUCGUCAUCCAAGACGACAAGUCGGGCGGUUGCUGCUCGUAAUAUCCAACCUCGGUCGGCGACAAUUAUACUGAAACGGGUUCUGGCAAACGCAGAAGAUCAUAACGUUCCGGUGGCUUCCAGUUCUACAGCGUCUCCGGGGGAAGGCGACGAACCAACGCCGGGAAGUUCCAAGCGAACCAGACUCGGCCAGGAUUAACUGAAGCUAUACUAAUCUCUCUCUCUAUUAUAUUGCAUAACCCCUUGAUGAAUUUACGGUACGUAGCAAACAUGGAACUCAACCUUUUUUUUUUUCGUUGUGCCGUUUCAGUUUUAUGUUCCUCCUGUCGGUUAGUUUUCUUUUGAAGUUCUAGAAUUUAGUGAGCAUCGUAUACUGCGCAAUUCGAAGGUCGACUCAAUUACGAUUAAAUUUAGAGAAACUAGUGUAAACUAUAAUAAUUAUACCUAACCGUUAGUGAGAUAGUGAGAUCUGCUAAGAGAUAGAACGAGUUGGAGAUACUCAGAAACGCAUCGAGACUGGAUGUGUUAGUUGAACUCUAACCAAGAAGCGCUAAAUUACUAAAUACGCACCUGCUGUCCGUGAAUUCACUAUUUCUUUUCUUGUCAUACUGAAUGUUGUUUCACCGCGCGUAAUACUGCAUAAGAAAUAUA